GCUGGCUGUCAUGUUUUCAUACUGUAUUGUAUUGUACCCUGUAGGCAAAAGUGCGAAAUUAUAAAAUUUAUUUGUUUUCAGUUCAACGAAAUAAAAUACAGUAUAUGACUAUAAAUGACUUGCUGUUAUAUAAUCAAAGCCAACUUACCAACUUUGUCGGUUAAAUCUGUAGAAUGCGGUGGUAGCGUCCGGGGCAGUCUGGUGCGGAUUGGCGUCCCUGUCUUUAAUAUGCUACAGUAUCUACCUCUCACAACACUACAAAGAGUUUACCAGUUAGAAUUCAAACGUCUUUUUAGUCAUAAAAUGAGUGCAAAUAGAAUAGCCGUGUGUCAGAUGACGUCGGGAGCCGAUAAAUCAGCUAACUUGCAAGUAGUUAGUCAACUAGUCAGCGAAGCUUCCAGGGAGAAUGUUCAGAUGAUGUUUUUCCCUGAAUGCUGUGACUACAUUUGUGAUAACAAAAAGGAUGUUGUGGCGCAAUCGGAGCCCUUGUUGUCAGGGUAUACGGUUGGGAAGUACAGGGAGCUGGCAGCCAAACAUGAAGUUUGGUUGUCUAUGGGAGGAGUGCAUGAGAAGGACGAAAAUAAUCCAUCUAAAAUGUACAACACUCACAUAAUAAUAGACAACAAGGGAGAUAUAGUACAGACAUACAGGAAACUCCACAUGUUCGACGUGGAGAUACCGGAGAAGGGAGUGAGAUUGAGAGAGAGUGACUUCUGUCAAGCCGGAGAGCAUAUUGUGACUCCCGUCGACACGCCCGUAGGAAGGGUUGGUAUGGCGGUGUGUUACGACAUGCGUUUCCCUGAGAUGGGCACGAGCCUCGCCGUGAUGGGCGCGGACAUACUGACGUAUCCGUCCGCGUUCACGUACGCGACCGGUGUGGCGCAUUGGCAUGUGUUGCUCAGAUCGAGAGCAAUAGAAAACCAAUGCUAUGUAGUGGCGGCCGCUCAAACAGGGCAACACAAUCCUAAACGCAAAUCGUACGGUCACGCUUUAUGUGUGGACCCUUGGGGGGUGGUGUUGGCCGACUGCAAAGAUGAAAAGGGGUUCAAAGUGGUUGAAAUUGCUCCUGACACCAUUGCCAGGGUUAGGAGGGAUAUGCCCGUGUUCAGUCAUAGACGUCGUGACGUCUACUCCCUAUAUACUUUAAGCUUACGCAAGAACCAACUACCGGAGCACUCCCCCACCGCCGGGGGCGGCCGGCCGGAGCCCGGUCCGGCGCCGGCGCCCGGUCCGGACAACGCGUUCGGACAUGUCCGUGUGCCGGACACGUGCGUGUUUUACAAGACUCGACUGAGCUACGCUUUUGUUAACCUUAGAUGUGUGAUCCCUGGCCAUGUGCUGGUGGCGCCGCUCCGCUCCGCCGAGAGGAACAACGAUCUGACUGAGGAAGAAGCCGACGAUUUUUACAAGACUAUCAGACUUGUACAGAAGUUAAUGGAGAAAGUACACGACACACAAUCGUGUACGGUGACCAUACAAGACGGCCCCGACGCAGGACAAACUGUAAAGCAUCUACAUUGCCACAUAAUGCCUCGGCGGAAGGGUGACUUCAUUCAGAACGACCUUAUUUACUUGGAGCUGGCUAAACAUGAUCAAUGGCGGGGCGGCGGCCCAAGCAAGCCGGCGAGGAGUUUAGAAGAGAUGCAAACAGAAGCCGCCAUGUUGAGGAAGGAGUUACAGAUUAUGAUGAAGAAGGACGCCAUGGCCAGCUAGUGUCGUAUCGACAGUGUCAGCUUACAUCUGGCUGUAGACAUAGAAAGUUAUAGACAGAAUGUGAAAAUAGUACGUGACCGCUUUCUCUUACCAAUUUCUUUUUAGAAUUCUUUAGAAUUAUAUAUAAUUGUAGAUUUAUAUGUAAUUAUAAUUGUAGAAUUUGUAUUUGAAAUAUCACUAUCGCUACAUAUUAUAAAACAAAUUCCUCUGCCGCAUCUGUCUGUCUGUUUGCGAUAAACUCAAAACUAUUGCACGGAUUUUCAUGCGGUAUUUCACCAAUAGGUAAUGUGAUUCUUCAACCGUGCGAAGCCGGGGCGGGCCGCUAGUAUAGUAUAAAACAAAGUCGCUUUUCCCAUCUGUCUGUUUCUAAGCUUCCUUGUAAACUACCUCAAGUUGUUAUUUCUAUAAGCCAUCUGGUGGACAUUAUUAAAAUUAUGGUCGAAGUAAAUUUAAUAAUUUAGAAAAGAUAAUAUUUUUUUAUUCUUAGAGACAUCGUGAUAUGUAGCGCAUAGGGGAAGCUUUUUUGGCAAUUUCUGUAACAUGUUUCAGACACACGGCUUUGUCUCUUACGGGGUAGACAGAGUUGCGAUACUCAAAGGCCAUGUUUAACUGUGUGGGGGGUUUAUUUAAUUAAUUGAUUGUGUAAAUGUAAUUAUUUAAUUGUGACAGGCUGCCAUAGGCUCAAAAUAUGUAUUUAUUGUUUUUAUUCAACUGUUGUAUUUUGUGAUAUUAAAAUAUAUUUUAAUAA
Molecule: messenger RNA, 2461 nt
Organism: Plodia interpunctella (Indianmeal moth)
Lineage: Eukaryota; Metazoa; Arthropoda; Insecta; Lepidoptera; Pyralidae
Gene: NitFhit
Product: Nitrilase and fragile histidine triad fusion protein
Exons: 12
Coding region: 115-1713 (532 amino acids)
Biological process (GO): nucleobase-containing compound metabolic process
Molecular function (GO): bis(5'-adenosyl)-triphosphatase activity; hydrolase activity, acting on carbon-nitrogen (but not peptide) bonds, in linear amides
Source: RefSeq, a predicted model, not a curated record